GCGGUCACGCUGCACUGUUGACAUUGCGAAUCGCAUCACCUCCCACCCAUCCCAAACCCAACCCAACCCAACCCAACCGAAUCGCUCGCAUCGCAACGGGACGCCACCUCCCCUCUCCCUCCCAUGUAGCCUCGCCUCUCUCCUCUCCUCCUCUUUGCUUCGAUCUCUUUGCUACUACUACUAAUCGCGAGGGAGAGGGAGAGGGAGGAGGGAGAGGGAGGGCAUGGCGUCGGGGGUGUCGAGGAGCAUGGUGCUCACGCUGCUCGGCUUCUGCGUCAGCGUCCUCUUCAUCGUCUUCGUCUGCUCCCGCCUCCUCUGCGCGCUCCUCCGCCGCCGCCGCGCCCGCGCCCGCCUCCGCCGCUCCUCCCCUCUCGCCCACCUCGCCGCCGCCGGGGUCCUCUCCAUCUACAUCGACCGCCACCACCCUCCCUCCUCCUCGUCCGCCUCCUCCGGCCUCGACCCCGCCGCCCUCGCCGCCUUCCCCACCCGCGCCUUCUCCUCCUCCGACCCCUCCUCUUCGCCCUCCGCCGCCACCCAGUGUGUCGUCUGUCUUGCAGAAUAUGAAGAGAAAGAUGUUCUCCGUGUUCUUCCCUACUGUGGCCACGGUUUUCACGUGGCCUGCAUAGAUAUUUGGCUGAUGCACCAUUCAACAUGCCCAGUAUGUAGAAUUUCAUUGGGUGACUACCCUGAUAGCAAGCAGACGAUGUCUCCUUUACCAAGUGCAGCAAUAAUACCUCCAUGUUCUCCUGAAGCAUCAAGAUCAGAUCAAUGCAAUUGCCUAUUUGUCAGCACAGGGCAUUCACCAAGGACAUCACAGGUUGUUAGAAACGAACCUGACCAGGCGAAUCGGACUUUACGUAGUCCAUCAGUGGAAGGGGGGAACAGCUUGCCAUCAUCUGAAGUUAAUCCCCCUGGAGAGAAAUAGCGAUCAAACAAUGCAAAAAAAAAAAAAAACAGUAGAGUCCUCGUAUUCAUGA
Oryza brachyantha (malo sina) is the source of this 977-nucleotide messenger RNA. RefSeq names its product RING-H2 finger protein ATL8-like. The record is from RefSeq and is a predicted model, not a curated record. NCBI's taxonomy places the organism in Eukaryota, Viridiplantae, Streptophyta, Magnoliopsida, Poales, Poaceae. The coding region runs from base 224 to 925 and encodes 233 amino acids. The transcript is spliced from 2 exons.